Molecule: messenger RNA, 714 nt
Organism: Morone saxatilis (striped sea-bass)
Lineage: Eukaryota; Metazoa; Chordata; Actinopteri; Moronidae
Gene: anapc13
Product: anaphase promoting complex subunit 13
Exons: 2
Coding region: 271-495 (74 amino acids)
Biological process (GO): protein K11-linked ubiquitination
Cellular component (GO): anaphase-promoting complex
Source: RefSeq, a predicted model, not a curated record
ACCACGCGUCAGACGUUUUACGUAAAAUCCACCGCGCUCAAACAGCUCCAAAAAAGGAAAAACACCUGAAACCUGUUUCAUGUCAGAUCGAUACUCACAGCGUAUCGAUCACAGACCGAUCAGCCCGGGUGUGACUGCUCGUACAGGCUGCCAACGUUGAACCGGCUGGUGUAUGUGUGCAGUGUCUGUCUCCAUCUCCUGUGUUUGCUUUAGUGCUGCAGCCUGCUGGAGGAUCAGGUCUUGGUCUUGGUCGAGGGUCCUGCUGAGAGCAUGGACAGUGAAAUCCAGAGAGAUGGGAGAGUCCUGGACCUCACUGAUGAUGCCUGGAGGGAGGACAGACUGCCGUAUGAAGAUGUCACCAUCCCUCUGAGUGAACUACCCGAGGCCGAGCAGGACAACGGCGGAUCCACAGAGUCGGUGAAAGAACAAGAGAUGAAGUGGACGGACCUCGCCCUGCAGAGCCUGCACGAAAACACGCCAAACACUGGAAGCUGAAAGACUAAUCUGGACUCAGACGACAAGACAAAAACACACAUGCACACGGACGCCGGAUUCAAACACACGUCAUUCAUCGUCUUUUCACAUUUUAUUGUGUCUUUGGAAGGAUGUCCGAUGUGUUCCAGCUAAACAGAAAUGAUACGAAAAUGUAUUUUGCCGUUGUUAUUGGGUUUAUGUUGUAGUUUUAUAGAAAUAAAAUACUGUGUAAAAACAUAA